Messenger RNA from Rotaria sordida, 891 nucleotides. The record is from the annotation of a GenBank genome assembly. NCBI's taxonomy places the organism in Eukaryota, Metazoa, Rotifera, Eurotatoria, Philodinida, Philodinidae.
AUGGAACAUGAAUUACGAGAAUUUUCAACAUCACCAUUAACUUCAUCAAUUACAACUGAUGAAAUUAACAAAAGUUCUCGCAUGGCUCGUUAUGAACGACCACCAACAGGAGUGGCAUCGUCCAAUCGCCAAUCAUCAACAACAGCGGCAUCAGUUAAUCGUCGACACACAGAAGUAGAUCGACGUCUAUUGUUGGAAAAAGAUAUGUCUGAUGCACAUGAGAAAGGUUUUUGGGUAUGUCGUUUAUGGCAAUUAUUACUAACAUUAAAUAUUACUAUUAUUCUAAUAACAAUUGUACUUAUGCUCUUACUUAUUUUCAUCAUUGGACCUCUUUCUCCUUAUCAAACUUAUGGUCAAUCAUGUAAAAUGUUAUCAUGUAAUGCUGCUCAUGGACUUGUUUGUAACACAAAAUCUAUUUGUUUAUGUCCAUCAAAUGAUUCUUAUUGGUCAUAUAAUGAAACAGGCUGUCGUCGUUGUCCAAAUGGAUGGUCUACUAUAAAUGGAAAAUGUCUUUUCAUAUCAACAUUUAAUUUAAAUUGGACAGAUGCAAUUGCUUAUUGUAAAUCAUUUACUGCUCAAUUAUUAACAUUAUCAACAACAAAAAUAUAUUCAAGUUUAACAUUAUCUCAAAUAAAAAAUUUAGUUUCAUCAAAUACCACUUAUUUUAUUGGAUUAUCAGAACAACCAAAUGAUUCUGGCAAUUGGCAGUGGGUAGAUGGUAGUUCAAUAUCUUCAUCAUCAAUGAAUUUGUUUUGUACAAAUGGUUCCGUGGCUCGAUUUGAUACUAUUUUUCGUGUUAAUAUGAAUUGUGGAAUCUAUCGUAUGGAUUCAUGCUUAGCUCGUUAUACAUGUCAAAGAGCUGAUAUUAAUUUUAUUUGUGAAAAAAUUUAA